CCCUGUAGUGUAUCUAAGCUGUUUCUUGCCUACCGGACAUCGCUGGGGAGCGAUGCCUGCUGAUAUGGAAGUGCUCUCCGGUCGGGAUGCGACAGAAGAUGAUUUAACCUUUUCUAUAUCCUCUUUUCUGUCGCACUCCCUGAACUCCCUGAGAAGGUAGUUGGGGCCCUGUUGAGGUUUAUUAUGGUGAAAGGGGAAUAAAGGUGAUGUUUUCCUUGGAAAAAAUCUUCAAAGUCUCCUUUCCAAUGGAUCAACAUGCAUCGACACAAUGCCACAGUGGGAUAAGAAGCCGGUCAACUGCCCUAGCUAGGCAGGUCACACAAAAGGGCAGACAGACAGACAAGACAGACAAGACAGACAAGACAGACACCCCCAUUCCGAACUUGAGUUUCUGCCCAGGACGGCCGGACGGCCGGGCGGACGGACAAGAGACAGAAGCUGAACCAUGGAUCAACCCCAACAAGUGUUCCAUUCAUUCUCAAUUCCUGUCUGACCCGGAAAGGGCCCAUUUGCCAGGUGUGUGCGUGGGUGCGUGGGUGCGUGGGUGCGUGGGUGCGUGGGUGCGUGUGUGUGCAUUGUCAGUGAUGGUGACACCGGAAUGGCAAGUAACCCAACAAGAGCUGUGCUCUGAAGUACUUUCCCUUCUUUCUUUUCUCACCCCCCAAAUAAAGUGGCUGUUUGACUCUAUAUCUCAACGGGAGAUUUCGUAUACAAUGUUGUAGACAGAUAGAAAAAAAAAGGCGUGGUUGCAGGAUGGGCUUGCAGGUUGGAAUCAGGGCUGGCUGGGGCUAAGCUAAGCCCCUCUCCUCCGCCUCCUCCUCUCUCAGCUCGCUCGGCAUC
Messenger RNA from Aspergillus aculeatinus CBS 121060, 840 nucleotides. RefSeq lists its product as uncharacterized. The transcript has a single exon. The coding region runs from base 246 to 722 and encodes 158 amino acids. The record is from RefSeq and is a predicted model, not a curated record. Lineage: Eukaryota; Fungi; Ascomycota; Eurotiomycetes; Eurotiales; Aspergillaceae.